UUCCACCAAGCAGUAUUUAUGAUAUUUGGCAUGUCCACGGGUAAAUAAGAGUGAGGAUGGGCUUUUCUGGCAGAAGUCUUACCAUGGAUAGGAUUGGAGACUGGCCCUCCAACAAAAUCAGGAAACGAAGAAGCCGGUCACCAUUUCGUGAUGUUUCACCUGUACCGUCACAUUACUCAGAACCGGUCUCAUUCUUACAACACCGGGAUGUAAUUGCUAGCCUUCCUCGCCUCCAUGGUGUAAAAGGGGCACUAAGGGAUGAAGACGACGAUGACGACACUCGGAGUCACAAGAGCCUACCAGCGGUGAUGACUGCAUUAACCCUCCAACCCAGACACAAUAGGUCACACAGAGUUUCUGAGAAUAAAGUCAUUUCCAGAAUUCCCCCUAUUAUAAGCUCCAGGUGCAGUUUGAUUGUGAAAGGCACUGGGUGCAAAACUGUCUUCAAACUUCCACCGAUCACCAAAUCCAGAAAAACUUGGAAGGAAAUGGACCCCCCGAGACCACCUUGUAGGGCUGGAUGCAGGCCAGACAAAAUGGAAACUGAUUCAGCAAAACAUGCUCAUGCAUUCAACCAUCCGAAAAUUGUACCUGUCGGCCAGACGGCUCUGUCUGUCAAGGUGCACAGUGUUCAAGGAAAUGGGCCCUACCUGCCCCCUUUCAAAGCCUCUGGAGUGUCAAUGGGAUCUCGCCUCACUUUCCAAAGUCCUGUAGUGCAGGCAGUGUACCCUAUCAGUUCUGACACUGUGCAACAAAUGGGGCAGACUGACAGAGCAUGCCAACCCCUGAGGUCUGUACUGAAGAAAGCACAUACACCAAAUGGAGGAGUGUUUAACUGCACACUGGCACCCCACCUGCUGGAGCCAUUUUCUGGGUUCCAAGAGCAUUUGUGCCGCCAGAUCCUCCACUCUCCCCUACCUCAUCGUACAGCUCUGCCACAGGUCCAUAUAUCUUGCCACCAGGACCAGGUGCAACUGGUGCCUGCCCGCAGGGGCCCAUAUGGCUCCCUGAUGGAACGCACUGUGGAGCUUUGCAACUCCCAAGGACAAAAGCUUCCCAGGAUCACCAUGACUUGCCCAACACCUUCUCCAAAACACCUCUGUCGCACUGAGACGAGACAUGUGGCUUGAUAGACAAAACAAUCUUGCACUUUUACUGUUACUUAAUAGUACUGUCCAUUUAAAGGGAUAGUUUACCAAGAAUACAAAUUCUGAGAUUCUUUACUCAUCCUCAUGUAGUUCCAAAACUGUAAGACUAUUUUUCUUGUGUGGAACACAAAAGGAGAAGUUUAGCAGAAUGUUGACUCUGCUCUUUUCCAUACUUUGAAAGUGAAUGAUGAUUAAAGCCUGUAAAGCUCAAAAAUGGAAAAAAAGCAUCCUAAAAGUUGUGCAUGCGAGUCUUCUGAAGCCAAACGAUAGCUUUGUGCGAAAAUAGGACUUCAGAAAGAGUGUUAGAAAGUUUUUAUUCAAGUUAUUCAAUUUCAGGAAGUUGUUAUUCACUGAUAUUCUUUUUCCACUGCCGCAGCUCUUACAUCUCAAUAAUGCAACACAACAUUGUUUCUCGUGUGCCUCGUAACCGAUCACGACAUGCAACAUUUGAAUAUGCACAUAUUCAAAUCGCACAAAUGAGAGUUGAGGACUAUAACAGAGGGGAAGAUUUUAAGUGAAUGACUUAAAUUUCGGUCAACUCGUCACACAAAGCUAUCUUAUGGCUUCAGAAGACUUGAAAUAUAGUGCACAAUUCAUAUCAACUAAUGUUUUGGUACUUUUAUGCUGCUUUUUUUUUUUGGACAUUUUUGGAGCUUGACAGUCCAAUAGAGCUUAAAAUAGGGUAACAUAAACAUGUGUCAUUACUCAGGGUGACAUAAGAUCACCAAAUUCAAUCUUGGCAUUGCAGUCUCUAGGCACAAUCAUGAUCAUUAGCUCGAUUACACUUCCUAGCACUUGAUUCAUGCGCAGAGCGCUAGAGGGCACAAGGGUAUUCAAGCUUGAAAUCAUGAUCGCCAUGGAGACUGAUGAUGUCAAGGUUUAUAGUGAAAAAAGAGUUAUAUUUUGGUCUGUUCUCCCCCAAAACUGGAUCGCUUCAGAAGACUUGGAUUAAACCACUGGAGUUUUAUGGAUUACCUUUAUGCUACCGUUUAUGUCAUUUUUGGAGAUAGAAAGUUUAGUCACUUUUCACGUACAUUUUAUGGACAAACAGACAUCAUAUCUCCAUUAAAAUAUGUUUGUUUGUGUUCCGCGGAAGAAAGAAAGUCAUACAAGUUUAAGACGACAUAAGGGUGAGUAAAUUAUAAGAGAGUUAUCAUUCUUGGGUGAACUAUUCCUUUAAAAGAUUAUAAAGCCAAAACAGACACGUCUGCACAAUCUCUUGGCACUGUUCCUGAUUGCUCAGCAAUUACUGGACAUGAGUUCAUAUCACUUCUGUUCAUUGCUCUAUUUUGUCAAGUCAUUAUCAAAUCACAUGUCGUCUUUUAUCUGGUUGCCUUAAGGAUUAUAAAGCCAUGUCAAAACUGAACAUGGGGGGCUGCGCUGCUCCACAGAAUCUAAUUUUUUCUUCACCUUAUUCUCCAUUGCUUUCUUCUUUUCUUUUUCUAAAUAAAAUCAAAGCAAUUUGCUUUGUUGAGCACAAUCUAAAGUAAUAUACUAUAAUAAUAUGCAUCAGAUCUAUUGCCAAUGACCAUAUAAAGCUGCUUUGUGUUAUUUAAGACUCAAUGAAGUCAACUCAGGAGUCUAAAUUCACUUAAAUUUUACCCAGGCUGGCAUGGUGUAGACAUUUUUUUUUUAAAUGAUUCCAAAGUGACAACUCCUAAAUUUAGAGGAUAAAUAGCCACUACCUAAUCAUUUAUUUAAUGAUGAUUAAACAGAAUGUGAAACAGAGUUCACAUUAUUGUUAUUACUGAAACAAUGGUCCAAUGACCAGCGUCGUUUUUUUGGCUUGGCACUGUGUUAUGCUGCAGAAAUAAAAUAUAUACUGUACCGGUAUAUCUAAUUUGAAUUGUAAGAUUUAGUUGUUGUUAUCAUUGUCCUUAUUGCUGUUAAUGAGAAUGAUAAGGUUAUAGAUUUGGUAUAAAUUAGACUGAAAUCACAAUGUACAGCAUCUAAAUCAUUUUGAAACUAUGCAUUGUAUUAUUUAUAGGCCCUACUAAUAAAGCUCUGCCAACUACACCAAUCCAGUCAAAUAUUUUGAAAAGCUAAUUCUGUUUCAAACAUUCCCGUAAUAUAUUUUAUUAGGCCAUUUAUUAUCAGGACAUUUGAUUAAGACUGCAAGUGGCAGUAUUUUGGCUGAUGCCUCUUAGCUGCUGUCUCACACUAGUGGUCAGCACACGAUCUGGCACAGAGCAGCUCUUACACUGCUGUCAGUAUGGCCUUCAAUGCACAGACUGGAACAGCAAAGCAAAAAUGUCACAACGGUGGAUUGUAAAGCAUGCUUGCGUGCUCCAUUGCUGCUUCAGC
Molecule: messenger RNA, 3452 nt
Organism: Myxocyprinus asiaticus (Chinese sucker)
Lineage: Eukaryota; Metazoa; Chordata; Actinopteri; Cypriniformes; Catostomidae
Exons: 6
Coding region: 57-1130 (357 amino acids)
Source: RefSeq, a predicted model, not a curated record